UAAAGCACACUGACCAUGAUUGAAGCAUGUGGUCGUAAGUCAAAUAAAAAAAUACGGCUCAAACAGCCUUGUUUUGCAACUUUUUAGCUCUCCUAAACAUGCUGAAGUCUUGCAAGAAUAAUGUCUGUCGCAAAACAUCCGAAGCCUCGGAAAAAAACGGACAGAAAGGUCCAAAUAUUUUGUCAUGAAGCUCAAAAUGUCGGGUCAAAACACAAAGACGACGUGGACGAGUCCCAGUCGUUACAUCAAGCAAAGCAGACCUCAAGCUUAAAAGAUAGAAUAAAUAACAACAUACUGAGUACCAAAAAGAAGGAGUUUGUCAUCCCGAGAAAGAAAAAGCAAGCAAAAGAACUGCUUCAGUCUCACCGUUUUGACUCAAGAGAGACCAAAGAACUUCUUCGUUCUGUCCAGCUCUCUUUACGAGACCCUAGUUUUUGGUCUUCGUAUAAAUUUGAGAGAGUUGAAUUAGUGAACAAUGACAAACUUGCUCGUAAGUAUGGCGAUAAAAAGCAAGCUUUACGACUUGAAACUAUGCGAACAAAUCGCGAACUUGAAGAUAGAUUUGCUUUUCUUUUCACCACGUCGAGAACUGAGGUCAAGUCAGUUUGUGAGCAUGGACUUCACACUGGUAAUUCUUCAUUGACGUCUCUUGGAGAUCCAAAAUUAGGUGUAUACUUAUGUCGGUAUUCAGAUGUUAUUUAUAAAAGACCAUUAACAACUGAAGACUCAGGAUAUCUCUUAGUUUUUCGUGUUGUUAAGGGAAAAGUGAGAUUCAUUGGUGGCAACAACCCAGAACUACAGCCUACCCCUCACCACGACUGUCAUGUGUCCAAAUCACUAACAACUUUGUCUUCCAAGGCAUCAUAUUCUGAUGUUUUUGAAUCCUCACAGUUAUAUUUUUAUGAGAUUGAUGAGAACAGUGAUGACUUUCAUGUCAAGCAACCAAGACAAGUGUUGCCGUAUGCAGUGUUGACCUUCACUAUCCUCAAACCAGAGCAACAGCAAAGCAAACUAGAUGAGAAAUCAGAGGGCAAGAAAGCUGUAGUCACUGGACAUGAUUCUCUUUCGAGUGCAGAUGAGAAUAUUCUGUAUUCUCCUAAUAGAAUAGAAAGUAAAGAUGACCUCAUCUCAAAUGCAAAUGUUUCAUGGUCCGGUGUACUUGCUAUCAAUAAAAAGCAGUUUGCUUAUGUUGAUUUCCUUAGCUACUCACGGAAAAAGCAUCCUCUCCCUGUUAAUGUAGAUUAUUUCAACAUUAGUCAUAAGGUUUCUCAUGAUGACUUGAGAUCUUUGCUUAAGUGUCCAGUCUUUAGAAAUGGAAAGCCAGCGUCAUCAGGGGUCUGCAUAGAACUGAACCAUGGUAGAAAAUUCAUAUAUUAUGAAGUUAGAGUAGUUAAUCAAAUCCAGGAUAAAUUUGAUGCAUUGGUUUCACAUUUUGUCAACAAUGAAAUGGCUGGGGUUAUAGAGUACCAGUAUUUUAAAGGUCCAGUUUACUUGUAUCUGAUUCCAACAUCAAAGCUGACAAACGACAUUGGUAUAACAGAUAGAAAAAGCCCAUUGGCUCUUCAUGCAUUGCUUCAACUCAGGCAUGUCAGACGACUUCCUAAUGCACAAGAAAAUACAGUGCCAACUGAGCAUGAACAAGAGCAAGAUGCUGGAAUCGAUGACACUUCCUUAAAUGAAGCCAUAAUAGAAAGUCAAGUCCAAGAAAUCUUCAUGAAAAAAUAUGAAGACAAGCAGGAAAAACUACACAGAAAAACAAAGCAAGAUACGUUGACACCACUUAUGACCAGGAGGACAUCUCUAGAAGAUGGGGAAAAUACCACUGAUCAACCAAAAAGUGUUCUUGAAGCAAGGAGAAAGAGUACAGAUGUGGGGUUCUCCCUUCCACCAGAAGGAGCUUCCCAUGAAAAGCGUGUACAGUUUCAGAAGGAGGCUCGGAAGUGGGUCGACAGUUUCUUUAGCUCUGUAAGAAAAGAAAGGGGUUCAAAUAUGCAAAUACAGGAUUCCCCUACAAGCAGCRAUACUCCGACCAGGAAAUCUAAAUACAAGUGGGUUAACCCAAAGAGUUUAGACAAGCAGAGCUUAUCAUUAGAAACAGAAUUGCGUAAUGAUGAUUCAAUGAAAACAAGUAGAAAUGAGAAAGAGAAUUUACCUUCUUCAAAGGAUUCUUCAAAUGUAGAUCAGGGUACAAAUGUUAAACAAGCUCCAAGUACACCAUCUACUAAUGUUAACCAAGAUUUAGGGAGGAAGGAAGGCAUUGGGGUGGUGUCUGUGGACAAUACUGCUGACUCUAGCUUGCAAUCUGCAAACAUGGAAAAUCAAAUAGACUUCAUAACUGUUCAGAAACUAAUCAAAGAGUUUCAGCACCAUGACAAACAAUGUAAGACUACUGUUUCAACAAGAUCUUCUGCACUAGUGGAUCCAAGAUUACAAAAAAGAUCAUCUUCUUCUUCAUCCCAAGAUAUUAACUCUGAUAAACCUGGUUUUUUGCCUAGUAUACCACCUCCACCAAUACCCCCACCACCUCCCCCUCCCUUUAGUCCAUUUUUAAGUACUACCCUUUYGUCAUCUAGUGUAGUUGGGAAUACACCUGUCUUCAAGACAUCCACUUCUGAGCCAUCGACAGCUGCCACUGACGUCCCUCUGGUUACUUCUCCUGUUUCUCCCCCUGCUGUUAAGAGACAGGAAAUGUUGAUACCCGGACUUGAACCUACAGGAAGCCCUGUCUUUCAGUUGAUGAGGGAAAAGAUUUCUUUUAUGAAUCAGUCUAUUAAUACCAGUGCUUCGUACUUGAAAGACAGCAGCAUUUCCACACAGAGUGUCACAGCUUGGAAUCAAAUGCACCCAAGCUCACCAAUAACUAUCUCUUCCUCUGACAACACACCCACUAGAACUAUCAUUACACCUGUCUCAAUAAGCAACAGCAAGUCUUAUACCACAAGGAGUGAAAACAGGGAGCAUGGUCAAGAACUACAAACAAGAAGACCAUAUUCAAAAGAAAAUUCUCCAAAAAUAGCUCAAACUCCACCAGACAGCAAUAAUGAUAUUUCCCUUGAGAAAUGUGCUGCGCAGAAUGAUAUGCUUGACUCAGACAUCCCUGAUAUUCCAGAUUAUGAUAAURUUGUUAUUAAUAGACCAUUAACAGAAGCAGAGAAAAACAGUUCUAGGGCCAUCAGAGAAAUCAAGAAUAUUCUGCUCCGAAAUAGGGAUGUGUCCAAGGACACUUCAUCCGAGGAAGACAACAACAAUGAUGAACAUUGUACUGAUUAUCAAUCUGGAAUAUCUAGAAAUGUUGGGGUAGAGAAUACAGCGUUGAAACACAUAAGGGAAGAUAAAAUAUUGCCAAAGGAAAGACUUGAUGAACCUGAAUAUAGUUCUAYGAAGCCAAAAGAACAUUCCAAGAAAGAAAAUAAAGCUAAAGAUUAUGCUGUAAAARGUAGAGGUUCUGCGACAGAGAAUAGGUAUGUGAAUGAAAGAGAUGGAAGAAAUGUGGAUGAGAGGAAUGUCUGUCAUAAACAGCCAAUGAAAAAGCUUUUGCUCGACAGAAACACAAGUGUUGAAACACCUGGUAAACGAUCAUUGAAGUCAGAUUCGGCAUGUUUGAGUCCUAGCACACCUGAACUUAAAAGUGGACUGGAUUUGUUGGAUAAUUUAUUAUCAUGUCAGAAAAGAGGUCACCAACCAUCUCCAUUGUCAAAAUUUGACCUUCAUAGGUAUCACCAUGAUCAUAGGGGUACAAGCAGUUCUGAGAGGAGAUCCAAGAGCCGAUCCAGGGAGACUACACCCAGAAAAGAAAGGUCUGAUGAGGAAAGAAAGAAAAUCUCACCGUCUAGGAAACGAAAAGUUACUAUAAAAAGGAGUAAUACUACAGUAAACGACAAUAAAUGGGAUGAUAUGACUAGUGAUAUAUCUGAUACAGAACUGCCCUUGGAUUCAGAUGGAUAUAGUACAGAGAAUCAUAGAAUUGAUGGGUAUAGAGAUUACAAAUCUUCAACCAGAUCAAAAGACGUUACAAGGCCAUCUUCUCGUGAUAGAUUGGAAUUGAGCCAUCAUCAUGAUAGGUUUUCUACAGAAAGAACAUCCCCCAGGCGUACAGUGAACAUUGCCCCUAAGAGAGACAGCAGUAUAGAUACACACAGAGGUUACAGGGACGAUCAUGAAGACUGGGAUAGAGAAAGGAAACGGAGGAAGCUAGACCAGGACCAAGCACGAGAGAUCCCAGAACCAUUGCUACAAGAUAAUGAAUCUAUCGACAGUGAUUCAGCCAUGUCCAUAUCCUCUCUUGACUCUGUGGCCUUUGAAUAUGCUGUACCUAAUGAAGAGUCAUCCUAUAACAGAUAUCGCUUUGUUAGAACAAGCCCUAUUAAUGGCAGGUCCCUUGAAGUCACCAUCACAAGAGACAUAGAAUGUCCUGAUACAUUUCCUGGUCACACCAAUCCAGAUGACUGUGGGGUAGACACCUACCACACCCAACUUAUACCCCCCUCCAGUCCAACUGAAGUGGAUAUGACAGCCAUGCCCAAUAGUCCUGGUACACCAGAAACUGCUGUACCUAGUGAGGGCUUCUUGCAUACUAACAUUGGAUACUGGUCAACGGGAUGUGCAACCAAAGAAGGUGCUGAUAUUUUUCCACAGGAUAUAGUUCCAACACAGCAAGAGAAUAUUCAGGAUAGCACAUAUGACCAAGGUACCUGGUCAGCCCCUUCAUCUCCUUACCGUGGGUGUGACGAUGACCAUGAUGUUACUGGAGCAGGUUACAAACGUGAGGAGCUGGUGGUCAAGAAAUCUCGGGGUGAAGGCAGGUGUAGUACUUGUCAUUGUCAAAGAAGGCACAGCAGUUCUGGCGGAAGUACUGGCUAUGACUACAAUAAUACUAGUUACAAAGACAGGAAUCAAAAWAAUAAUCCUGACUAUUAUAGACACAAUGAUGGACACUCCCUUAGGGCAUCCAAUCAAAGUGCACCUUAUACAGAUAAUGAUUAUGAUAAUUUAAGAGACUUGAAUGAUAACUAUCCACAUAGGUAUCCCCAUACAUCUGACAGAUACGAUGAUCAAGGAGAUCAUGGACUGUUUUGUGCUUCGAGGAGUCCUUACAAGGACAUUGACUCACCUCAUAGCAUUGAUUUUGUUGAAGAAUUGGGUUCUAAUGAAAGAUAUUACACUAGUGAUGGAACGGAUAGUUACUCUAACAUUGAUAGGCGUGCAUCACCUCUACACAUCUGUGAAAGAUUUUCAGCAGACCGGAGGGGAACAAUUGAUGAUGACUAUGGGCUAAGAUCGCCUACAAAUAGUGAUGGACCCUUGCAAUAUGAUUAUUCUGAAUGGAGAGAGAGGAGUGACCAUGAUUACAGACGGAGGGGAAUUAUUACUAAUGAUGGUCAACCUUCACAGUAUUCACCAGAGAAGACCAGUGAGAUCAUUGAUGAUGGUUAUAGACAUAGAUCACCUCUUGCUAAGAAUAAUCGAACCUCACAGUACUCUCCAAAGAGGAGUAGGAYUACUGGGGAUGAGUACAGGAAGGGGUCACGUUCUCCCCUGAUCAAUAAUGAUAGACAUUCACAGUAUCCUUCAAGCUGGAGGGGUGUCUCUGAUGAUGGUUAUAAAGAAAGAUCAUCUCUUGAGAAGUGUUCCUAUUCUUCAGACAGAAGAAAGAGAUCACCUAUUGCUAUUGCUGAAAAACGAUCAUCUUCUCCAGAUCGAGGGAAGGUCACUGAUAAUAACUAUAGACAGAGAUCAUCUUUUGAGCAUAAUGAAUUGCGUUCACAGUAUUCUCCAGAUCAGAGGGGAGUAUCUGAUGGUAGUUAUGGACAGAAAUCACCUCCUAUUACUGAUGAUAGGAGAUCAUCAUAUUCAGCAUACCAGAGAGAAGUUUCAGAUGAUAAAUAUGACCAAAGACUGCCUUCGCCUGUUGAUAUCAAUAACCGCCCUUCUUGCUAUUCGCCAGAAAGAACACCAAUCAGUGAUGACGAAUAUGGUGAAUACUACGAGGCUUCUGGCAAUGAAAUUGAACCUGGUAGGGAAUUCAAUGAACAUUAUCAAAAUGAUAAGGAUUUUCCUCCAGAUAUUGAAGAAGAAAAAGAUUUUCAUGCUGAUGUUUACCAAAAUGAAGAGCAACAAGAUUACCUAUCAGAAGACAAAGACAAUGGAAUAGAUCGACAGCCUAGAUAUACAUAUGAUAAUGUUGAACCUAGCUAUGGUUCUGACAUAGAAGGGUUUGAACACRAUGGUGUAGAUACACCAGAAUAUUACGACAAAGAACAGCACAAAUACUUGGAAGAUAUCGUAGAGAAUAACAUCUCAUUGACAACACUAGCACUUGAUCAAGCUGUCUUUGAUGGUAUUAGAGAUUUUCCUGUACAGCUAUUUGAGUUGGCAAAGUAUUUGAAUGAUAUCUCCAAGACGUCUAGUAAUGGAGAAGUGGUUUCUAAUGCAGAUGGUACAGUUUCGAGUGUCAAUAGCUUGGCAGUUAGUCGUGAUCCUCGACUGAAUAAAGGCCUAAGCAAUGUUUCUGGUGGCAAGGGCAGUGCAAACAGGACUGUUACAGAAGCUGGAAGAAAAAGGAAAUCUGGAGAUCACAAGAAAAUAGUCAAACCAAUCGAGAAAAAACAAUCAUGCUUUUAUGUGUACAAUCCUGAUAGCGAUCCAGAAUGUGAAGCAGUUAAGCAUUAUAUGCUCAAGACAGGUGCACAGUUCCUUGAUGUCAGCGAUGAAAACAAUCUAAAGACCAUGACGGGAGAAUUAAGAGUUCUUGUACGCAGAAAGCACAGACCAUCCAUACACCGUAUCAGUAACCUUGUCAAGAUGAAGCUCCGUUCAACAGUCAAGUUUGCUUUGUUCAAUACUGUUGAAGAUGUAAGUAAGAAGACAAGAGCAUACGCUGCUAUAUUCCAGUACGGUGGUGUUCUGAUUCCUGAUGAUGCCAUCCUAAGGACUGUUGAUCCAGCUUUACUUGAGGCAUUGCUUCGUUUUAUGGCGGAAGAGAAUGCCAUGCAUCAAAAGUUCUACUGGGUGAUGAAUAUUCGCUACAUAGCUUACAAGAAACUAGGAUCUCAAAGGCCUUUGACAUGGAGAGACGCAUUUGUUCUUGACCUUCUGAGGAAAUACAGGAAMGAAAGAUUUGUCAACAUUAUUAACAAGGAUUAUGUGCUUGAGAACUUGUCACCUGUGCAAAGAUACUUGGACACGGCGCUUAAACAGCAGCUAGAAUUGAUGCCAACAUACAGACACUUCAUUCUUCUGUCAGAUUUAAAUAAACAGACUGUAGAAGUGUCUUGGUUUUUUAAUAGAGGGAUUGGCUUUAUGGAUGUGAAGGAAUGGCUUCAUCUGUUUGCUGGAGAGGCAAAGACACAGCAGCUACUGUCAGCGAGUAAAUAUACAAAAGAUGGAUCUGAGUACACAGCAGAAGGCACCAGGCAAGAUACCAUACAGUACGAUACAAUAGACUCUCCUGAAGAUGAUGAAUCAAUUGAACCAUCAAGUAURCCUGUUACAACAACUCAUAUUUCAACUGAGUCCUUGAAGCGUUCACAUGAAGGGCAUCGCCAACGCAAUCACCUGUCCAGGUCAUUAUCUCAUAACAUGGUCUCUCGAUCUACCAACUACAGGGACGACAGCAACAUGAAAGAAAAGAGACUUGAAAUUCUAUCAUCCAUAAAUAAUGUCAAAACAAAUCUAAUGAACAACAUGGGGGCCAAAGGAGUAGAUAACAAGGCCAAGGAGGACUGUGUUGGGAUCCAAAAUAACGUUGCUAAGCAACGAAAGUAUGGGAGAUCCAGAAGUCACGAACCACACCUUGGAGUACGCAAUGAGAGGGUGAUGCCAAGAUGGACUGACAACCAUCAAACAUAUGACACCACGAAAACCUUGGAUAAAAACGGUUUGCCUGACUUAAAGGAAGCACAGAACCCUAAAGCACUGUAUGAGAAAYGUAAUAGUUACCAUGGUAACGACAGGCAUAACAGCAACAUCAACUGCAAGGGAACGAUACAAAGCACGUUUAGCUGAACGACCACUAUUCUUGAUUACACGGACAAGACCAGACAACCUCGACAACCCUUCGUACAGGAAUACAAAACAACUUUCAUCCACUCUAAAUUUGUAUGGUGUGCCACAGGGCACGUUUUGGGACCUUUUAAAAUUUAAAAAAUCUUGAUCCUUUCAAAAUAAAUGUGCCAUCUACCUACUGUUUACACCUUUAAUAAUUAUUAAUAAUUAAUUAAUUAUUAAUCAAUUUAUUUACUUAAUUUCCUAAAAAUUAAAAAAGUUAUGAUUAUAAAUAUGAUUGGUAAAGUAUUUCACGGCCAACACUGGAGUCGUUAGUUAAUUACAGACUCACUAGGUAUUAAUAGUUUUCAAAAUUUCCGAUAUAAAAAAGAUUUUUUUUACGAAAAUGCUCCCUAUUUUGUACAAAAUGUUUCUACGUUGAAAAAGGUAUUGUACAUAUCUAAAGUUGUCAUAAAGAGAAAUUAUAUUUUAAUAUCUGYGUUUACAUUUGAAUAAACAUU
This is a messenger RNA of Actinia tenebrosa (Australian red waratah sea anemone), 8504 nucleotides long. RefSeq lists its product as uncharacterized. Gene Ontology annotation, biological process: negative regulation of gene expression, epigenetic. Lineage: Eukaryota; Metazoa; Cnidaria; Anthozoa; Actiniaria; Actiniidae. The record is from RefSeq and is a predicted model, not a curated record. Gene Ontology annotation, cellular component: nucleoplasm.